Messenger RNA from Macaca mulatta (Rhesus monkey), 492 nucleotides. The record is from RefSeq and is a predicted model, not a curated record. Lineage: Eukaryota; Metazoa; Chordata; Mammalia; Primates; Cercopithecidae.
AGCCUGGGCAACAGAGCAGGACUCCAUAUUAAAAAAAAAGAAGAAGAAUUCUGUCACUUGAUAAAUAUGUAUUUUCAGGAGCUCUUAACAUUCAGGGAUAUGGCCAUAGAAUUCUCUCCAGAAGAGUGGAAAUGUCUGGACCCUUCUCAGCAGAAUUUAUAUAGAGAUGUGAUGUUGGAGAACAGAAACUUGGUCUCCCUGGGUGUUACUAUCUCUAACCCAGACCUGGUCACCUGUCUGGAGCAAAGAAAAGAGCUCUACAAUUUCAAGAUACAUGAGACAGCAGCCAGACCCUCAGGUAGACGGAGUCUUGCUCUGUCACCCAGGCUGGAGUGCAGUGGCCGGAUCUCAGCUCACUGCAAGCUCCUCCUCUCGGGUUCGCGCAAUUCUCCCGCCUCAGCCUCCCGAGUAGCUGGGACUACAGGCACCCGCCACUUCGCCCGGCUAGUUUUUUUGUAUUUUUUUAGUAGAGACGGGGUUUCACCGUAUUAG